Eurytemora carolleeae is the source of this 3534-nucleotide messenger RNA. RefSeq names its product rho GTPase-activating protein 45. Bases 251 to 3343 code for a protein of 1030 amino acids. Gene Ontology annotation, molecular function: GTPase activator activity. The transcript is spliced from 8 exons. Lineage: Eukaryota; Metazoa; Arthropoda; Copepoda; Calanoida; Temoridae. Gene Ontology annotation, biological process: signal transduction; activation of GTPase activity. The record is from RefSeq and is a predicted model, not a curated record.
UACAGUUGCUCUCUAGUUCUCUCUUCAGAGAUCUCAAACCGCGAGUCUUAAUAAAUAUCGGUCUGAAAUGGGAGGGUGGGUCUGUGUCACAAGUGUCAGUUUCUCCAAACAUGUAAAUCUAAACUAAAAACAAAGUUCAACAUACACGAAGGAGCUUGAUAACAGUCGGGAAAUGAGUGUUGUCCUCUGUGAAAAAUGUUGAACCCGUUACAAACACCUCUCACCGUUAAUUCGGUUUCGAGGAUAUCUAAUGGCUACAUCUAGAGAAUACCAUCAAGAGGAACCCCUACUCAAUACGCUCUCUAUCUCCGAUCAAAAAAUAGCGAUGUUUGCGAACGUUAACAGUCGUUCUCUAUCCCUUGCCAGCAUCAGUUCCGAGGGUAGUACGGAGAGUCAUGCGGUUGAACAGGAAGAUAUAAUUGCUCUUACUCAGGACGUUCGUUCCUUCAAGGAUGUACUCAGCAGACUCAGGAAGGUUUACCAGUCUGAAGCAGACUCUUCAGAGACAAUACGUGUCACCUCUCAUGAAAGACUAAGUGAUGUUUUGAAGAUUCUCCGACAUAUUCUAGAGAAAUAUCCAGCUAUACAGUCUCAUGAUUUAGUAGCUGCGGCAGGGUUACUUAUUAAAACAGUUAAAGCUCUUAAUAAACCUCGGGACAAUGAGAUUGAUGAUAUUCACAUGCAGGAUCCUAAAGAGUUCUACGAGGCCCUGGAUGGUCUCGCCUUGGCUUUCAGCUCUCGAGUUUCCGAAUAUUUAAUGGGAGAUCUGGAUUCUAAUGUUUCUAUGUCCAGUGCGUCCAGUAAAACUAAAUCUUAUGAAAACCUUCUCCACUCUCAUGAUCCCGAUUCAACCGCUCUAAAUUCUCAACAGAGUGAAGAGGAUAUUUUGAGUUCUGACGAAAUAGAUUCUCGUCUCAUGCAUCAUGACCGAGGUGUUGAUCACGCACUACAGAGAGCUAAAAUCUGGGCUAAAUACGCCAAGGAUGUUCUGAACUACGUGGAGAAAAGGACCGCCAUGCAGAUGGAUCUAUCCAAGAACCUGACAAAGCUGGUUCAGGCGAGCAGACCUCAGCUCCAGGAGGAGAUAUUCCUGCCCUUUCAAAGCAUUUAUUGUUUAGCCCUAGACCAGGAUCUGGAGAUGUGUGCUCUAAUGCAGGCAUCCUGUGGUCUGCUUCAAGGAUGUAAGUUCCUGGAACCCCUGCACUCCAGGAGGGUAGAACAUGAGAGAACAAGGAAACUGUUAAAGGACGCCUGGCACAAGGAGUUGAAGAGGAUGCAGGAGGAGGUGAGCAAUCUCAAGAAGGCCAAGACUGCUUAUAUCCAACGUCACCAAGAGUGGGAACGGUGCCGCGACGCAGCACGAAUUGCUGAGCAGGGAGCAGAAAUUGGAGCAACCGCAGAGAACAAGUUGGAUAAACGGAAGAAGCUGGAAGAGGAUGCUGCUGGCAAGGCUAUAGAGGCUGAGACCCACUAUAGGAACUGUGUAGACGAGGCUAACGACCGGCAUAGAAACCUGCUGAACGUGAAGGGAACCAUCCUCCAGCAGGUUCGUGAGCUCCUAAUGCAGGCGGACCAGACGAUGAAAGCUGUGACCGUCAGCUACUUCCAGCAGCAGCACAGUCUAACAGCCUCCAGCCCGGUUCAGUUUCAGACACUCUGUGAGAGCUCGAGACUGUACGAGCCUGGAAGCCAAUAUAUGAAGUUUGUGAAGAGGCUCCCGGACCCACAGAUUAACAGGUUUUCAGAGAGGGAUCCAUUCUCAUUCGAGGAGUAUACAGAGGGACUAGAUAACGUUCUGAGCUUUGAUAAACAACGGAAGUCGAGCGCCAGCUUAGAGAGCAAUGAUGAAUCCUCAACUGCAGGAGUAGGAUUUAAAUCAAGGAUGGCCUGGAGUCCUAGUGUCGGAGCUGUUGAACCCAGUGACACAGAGUCGAUUGAAUCCAGAGAAUCUGCUAAAUCCAGAGAUACUAGUCCAUCCCACUCUCCUACCGUCGAACCUAAAACCUUUCAGAAUUAUACAACUCACGAGGAUCAUGAGGAUAUUGAGGCAUCGGGAGGAUCACAUGCUAAACGGCAUUGUAUGUCUCGAGCCGCCAACUCUCACGAUUUCAAGAAACUAAACAAACCAUCACGGUGUCGAGAGUGCGACUCUUUUGUGUAUUUCAACGGUUACGAAUGCGCCAAAUGUGGACUUUCUGCGCACAAGAAGUGUUUGGAAACCAUCCAUUUAAUGUGCGGUCAGAAGCGACUACCUAGAAAGAUGACGACUUUCGGAGUUCCUCUUGGAGAUCAUCUGCUCCAGGUCGGGGCUGAGAUACCGCCCCUCGUCUGCAGAUGCGUCCUGGAGAUUGAUCAGAGAGGAAUUAAUAUUAAAGGUCUAUAUCGGGUCUCCGGAGUAAAAUCUAAGGUAGAGAAAUUAUGCCAAGCAUUUGAAAAUGGAGCCGACCUCGUUGAUCUUUCUGACGUCCAUCCUAAUGUGAUUUCCAACGUUGUGAAACUAUACAUGAGGCAGCUCCCUGAACCUCUCUGUACAUUCCGACUUUACUCCGACUUUAUCCGAGAAGGGCGAAGAUGUCCUGCUCUAGAGCCUGGUCAGCUUAAACCUGGUGACUGGGAGAAGAUGGAACAGGAUGCUACGGAGAAUUUAAGAAAGUUAUGUUUACAACUGCCAAAAUAUCAUUUGAAAACCCUUGGUUUCCUCUGUCAUCAUCUUCAUAGAAUUUCUCUUCAAUCUGAAAUAAACAACAUGCCGGCGAGUAAUCUUGCUAUAGUAUUUGGACCAACUCUGCUGAGAACCAGUGAGAGUCCUGCCACCCUGUCCAGUGUAGUUGACACUAAGGAGCAGGUGCGGGUGGUUGAACUAAUGGCAAAGUAUGCCUGGGAUAUAUUUGGACCGGAGGCGAACCUAAUGCCCCGGGAUUACGAGACUAGACCUGUUAAACAUAAACACAAGAGGGAGCAGAGUCCUAGGCUAGACGAACUCAUGGAAGAUCAUAGAACAGGAUCGUUUACUGAUGAUGAAAACGACAAUGAACCAAUCCCAUUUUUCCUUCUACCUGAUGAUUCUCAAAAAGUGAAAAAAUCUCCUCUUCUCACACGGCCUGGAUCUCCUCCACAUAUACAACUUGUUUCUCUUAAGAACUUUUCCGGAUUAGAAAACGUGCGCGCCGGUCAGAUUUCCGGCCAGGAUAGUGUAGACUCAGUCCCACAUAGACUCCGACACCAGCCAACCCCGUCCUCUGAAAAGCCUCACGACAAGGACGGAGAAAAGCAAAAUAUUUCUAUCCUGGAAGAGAAUAAAGUAAAGAUCCAGGUUCCCGGGUUACCUGUGGGUAAAGGAUGAAACAAAUAGACGGGAUUAAAAACAUAGAUUAUGAUCAAGUUCUCCAAUCCCGGUUCUCAACCCAUCAGUUAAAGAUCGACAAAAUGAGAUAAAUUAUCACAAGUUAUUAUAGAACCUGGAGCUUAAACUAGUAAUUUGGAAGUAUUUAAACGUGGUUAACUAAUAAGCUCUGUUUAGAGAGUUCAAUAUUU